CAUCAGCUUUGCAAAGACAACGAAGAAAAUGAGGAAAGACAAAGUUUUGGUGCAAUCACUCUCUGCAUUUGGAAGAAUGGGAUCUGUUACAACUAUAUAUAUUGUGUCAUCAAACUGGAAUUUUAACUUCGAAUCAGAUGUCGGUGGUUGAUGUCUGGGCUGGAGGAAUAAGAAUGCAAGAUAUGGAUACUGUUUCACAGUUGCCCACGCUUCUUAAAGAACUAAUCAUAGAAGGCAUUGCCCAAAACACAAAUGGCAGUGUUGUUUUUGAAACGGGAGUCACUGAACCAGAGGUUUAUGGAUCACCAACAGAACAAGCCAUUCUUAACUUGGGGAAUAAGUUGGGAAUGAAAUUUGAUGAUGCUGCUAGGUCAGCAUCAUUAGCCCGUCAUACUAUACCAUUCAACCCAACAAAGAAAUAUGGAGGCGUGGCACUACAGCUGGGUACACACGCUCAUGUUCAUUGGAAAGGAUCUGCAAAAACUAUUCUGAGUUCAUGCGAAGGGUAUAUGGAUGGGGCCAACAACUCCAGAGCCAUUGAUGAACAGAAACGAAAGUCCAUUCUCUCUUUAGUUUUUUGAGGAACAAUAGAAAAUAUGUGUAAGGAAGGACUGCGUUGUGCAGCACUUGCUUAUCAACCCUGUGAACUGGGAAGAAUUUCAACCAUUAAGGAACCUCGAAACCUUGUUUUGUUGGCUAUUAUUGGUAUAAAGGAUCCUUGCCGGCCAGGCACAAGGGAUGCCAUCCAAUUGUGCAAUUCCGCAAGUGUUAAGGUUUGCAUGGUGACGGCGGAUGACGUUUUGACGGCACAAGCAAUAGCAAUUGAAUGUGGGAUACUGACGGAUGCAUGCCGUAAUAUAUGGACAGGAGCCCAAUUUCGUGAACUUUCCGAUCUAGAAAAAGAGCAGAUCGCCGGAGACAUCUUAGUUCUUGCUCAAUCUUCUCCCAGCGAAAACCUUCUGCUUGUCCAAGCACUGAAGAAAAGAGGGCAUAUCGUUGCAGCCACUGGGAUGGGAAUACAUGAUCCAAAUACACUACGCGAGGCUGAUGUUAGCCUUGCAAUGGGAGUUGGAGGGACCGCAGCAGCAAAAGAGAAUUCCGAUAUCAUUAUACUAGAUGAUAAUUUUGCUACGAUUGUCAAGUGUAUCAUAUGGUCUCGAUCUCUAUACACCAAUGUACAGAGAUCUAUCCUAUUCCGGCUGACUGUCAGUGUAUCAGCAUUGGCUAUCUGUGUGGUUGAGGUUGUAAUAUAUGAUGCCUUUCCACUUAACGCCAUGCAGCUAUUAUUGCUUAAUCUUAUUAUCGACAUCUUAGGAGCAUUAGCGCUGGCAUACAGACCAAGAGCUGAUGACCACCUAAUGCGAAAGCCACCGGUUGGUAUAAGACCCUCUUAUAACAAGACGAUGUGGUCCAAGUUGAUAAUUCAGGUAUUUUACAUUGUGUUGUCGCUGGUAAUCAUAAAUUCUGAGAAGCUACUGAAGCUGAAGCAUGGUCAUACGGGCAAUGCCGAAAAAGUGCUGAACACAUUCAUAUUCAAUUCCUUUGUCUUCUGCCUGGUUUGUAAUGAGUUUGAAAUCCAAAGUGUAGACCAAACCUUCAAAGAAAUCCUUAGAGAGAAUAUGUUUCUCGUCACAAUAACCUCAACUAUCAUAUCUCAAAUAAUCGUGAUCGAGUUUGCCAGCAUUUUCAUUUCUUCCGUCAGGCUAGACUUGAAAAAAUGGGUGACGACAAGUCUUUUGGGAUUGCUCAGCCAAGUCGCCACUCGCUUCCCUUACCCAACCAACCAAUAUUACCCGUAACUGAGAUUUGUCUUGCCAUAUAGGCACAAGUACCGUCAACUUUUGAAGCAUCCCUCUAGCUUUGGACGCUUCAGAGGAUGUUUUUCUCUGUGUGGCUGUGCGUGAGAGAUUAAAUAAUGGGUAUAUAUAAUAUCACAAUACAGUUAAUUCUGUCAAUUCAUUUCCUCUCCAAGCUAUGUAGAGUUGAAAUGCGUGAGAGUCAAACAUUUAAGUUCUGUAUUCAUUUCCCUUUCAAGCUAUGUAGACUGAAAUGGGUGAGAGUCAUAUAGUAAGUUGU
Messenger RNA from Arabidopsis lyrata subsp. lyrata, 2076 nucleotides. Its product is annotated as calcium-transporting ATPase 5, plasma membrane-type. Gene Ontology annotation, cellular component: membrane; intracellular membrane-bounded organelle. The record is from RefSeq and is a predicted model, not a curated record. NCBI's taxonomy places the organism in Eukaryota, Viridiplantae, Streptophyta, Magnoliopsida, Brassicales, Brassicaceae. Gene Ontology annotation, molecular function: ATP hydrolysis activity; P-type calcium transporter activity; ATP binding.